AUAAAUAAUAAGUCAAUGUUUGAGGAUUAAAUUGCAUUAGUAAUUAAUUCAAAUAACUAAAACUAAGGAAAUUUAUAUGUUGGAGGAUAUGAUUCUUUAGAAUAAUUAGGUGAAAAAAGAAUUGGUGCUGUUUUAUCGGCAGUUUGGAUAGGAGAUUUUAAACCUGAUGCUAAUUUAAAGCAUCUUAUAAUAGAAGCGGAUGACUGUUCAUCUUAUGAUAUGAGUUAACAUUUUGAGAAAGCAAUAAAUUUUAUUAAUGAAAACCUUUAAACAACAAAUGUUUUAGUUCAUUGUGCAGCAGGAAUAUCAAGAUCAGUUUGCUUGAUAAUAGCUUAUAUGAUUAAAUAACACGGAAUGAAGCCAUAGGAAGCAUUAAUAUAAAUCAGGAAAACAAGACCUUGGGCAGGACCUAAUUAAGGAUUUUAGGAAUAAUUGGAAAAAUAUUAUGCUGAAUUAGUUGAAAAAAAAUAAUGA
Molecule: messenger RNA, 474 nt
Organism: Paramecium sonneborni
Lineage: Eukaryota; Ciliophora; Oligohymenophorea; Peniculida; Parameciidae
Source: the annotation of a GenBank genome assembly